Messenger RNA from Cherax quadricarinatus, 1426 nucleotides. Its product is annotated as adhesive plaque matrix protein-like. The record is from RefSeq and is a predicted model, not a curated record. Lineage: Eukaryota; Metazoa; Arthropoda; Malacostraca; Decapoda; Parastacidae. Gene Ontology annotation, cellular component: extracellular matrix.
AUGCUAUGGUCACCGUUCCAGUUGCUGGGCAUCAGCGUUCCAGGCUCUGGUUACCAACGUUCCAGGCUCUGGUCACCAACGUUGCAGGCUUUGGUCACCAACGUUGCAGACUCUGGUCACCAACGUUCCAGGCUCUGGUCACUACUCUGGAUGUUGGGUACCAAAAGCCCGUCAGUAUAUAAAGGAGACGCCACCGAGGUGCUGAGCUUGCUGUUGGUGGGCGUGGGCGUGGUGGGUGAGAGUGUGGGCAUAGCGGACGAGGGUUUGCGAAAACCUACUGGUAUUCCUUUCCACUACACCUACGACCCCCACUACGAUGUCACUCCAAUCUACAUACCGAAGAACACCUUCAUGGACACUUCUUCAUACCCACUCACCUAUAGUACGCCUGCCCACGCCCGAAAUUAUAUGCCCAAACCCACCUUCACUCCUUCCUAUAUGCUCAAACCCACCUUCACUCCUUCCUAUAUGCUCAAACCCACCUUCACUCCUUCCUAUAUGCCCAAACCCACCUUCACUCCUUCCUAUAUGCUCAAACCCACCUUCACUCCCAAAGCCACCUACACUCCCAAAGCCAUUUACUCUCCAGCAUAUACACCCAAACUCACCUACACUCCGACUCCCUACGUAUCCAAACCCACCUACACUCCGACCCCCUAUGUACCCAAACCACCCUACAUUCCGACCACCUAUGCACCCAAACCCACUUACACCCCAGCCUAUACACCCAAACCAACCUACACAAGCAAGCCUACAUACACCGCACCCUACACAUCCAGCCCUAAAUCCUACGUCUACAAACCUGAGCCAUUCUACCAGACCGUGUACAAGGUCGAGUCUGCCUACAAGCCCUCACCUACACACGACGAUGGUCCUACAGAAUAUGAUUUUGGGUAUGGUGUGGCCGACACCUACCAUGGAACCAAUUUUGGUCACACAGAAAAGCGAGAAGGCUACCGAACUGAAGGUCAAUACUUCGUAGAUCUUCCAGACGGUCGCCGGAUGGUUGUAAAGUAUUACUCGGACGAGACUGGUUACCACCCGACCAUUACAUACGAGGGGACACCAAUUUACCCACAACACAGGCCAGUGUAUAAACCUAAGCCAGCUUACAAGUCGACACCGAUUUACACACCUGAUGCAGUAUAUAAACCUGAGCCAGAGUACAAGACCAGACCAACCUAUAAACUUGUAUCACACAAUGAACCUUUGUAUAGAUCAGAUUAUUAGAAAAUAUCUCUAAAAUUUAUGGUUACUAUUAUAUUUAUGGUAUGUGCUAAAUACACAGGGAUCAUACAGCACCUGAGCAAUGGGAGGUAAUCUGGUUAAAAAACUGAACAUAGCUUAUCUAGUAUACUAUUACGUAAUUAAGGAAAAAGAAAUACUUUAAAAACUCAGUGAAAAAUGAAUACUUUUACACCUGAUG